Molecule: messenger RNA, 3386 nt
Organism: Notechis scutatus (mainland tiger snake)
Lineage: Eukaryota; Metazoa; Chordata; Lepidosauria; Squamata; Elapidae
Source: RefSeq, a predicted model, not a curated record
CUUCGCGAGUUGCCCGAGAACUUUGUUUUGAGCCAGCAAUCUGGCCGGAGGGAAGUUUUGUGGCGGCAGCUCCGAGCCCGAGGCGACCGCGGGUCGGGGUGGUGAGAAAGGGGGAUCCCCAGGGUGCCCGGAUCAGAUUCUAAAGAAGCCUGCCUGGCCGCCAUGGAAGGGUCUCGGGGGCUGCCACUGUUACUGCUGCUGCUGCUGCUGCUCUCCCCCGUGGAAGGUCUUGCUAGUGGAAAAAAUGAAGCAAAGAAAUUUGGCUUGACAUCUACCAAGUCAUAUUCACAAGAGGUGGACUCAGUAGGUGUACAACCAGUAGCCCAGUCUUUUCUGGCCUGGUUAAAUUAUACUUCUCCGGUCAGUACAUUGUCACCUCCUAUGGAUUCCAGGCUUAUUAAGAUCAAUACAGUCACCUCACCAGGAGAUCAUGCAGGUCAUCUUCUCCAAUCAAUUAAGUUUAAUCCUACAAUAGGAACCAUACUAAGCGCUGAACAUAUGGAUAUCACAUUUAAUUGCUCGAUCGAUGUUCCCAAGUCACUGGUCAGCCAAGACUUCCCACCUAUUACCUUGUGGAAGAAUGGGAAGGAAAUUCUUGACGUUAGCAGCCACUAUUACCAGUUUGAUGAUAAUGAAUUAACCACUAUGAAAGCUGCUUUCAGUAUACCCAAUGCUCAGCAUUCUGAUAAAGGGUCUUAUAGCUGCAAAUUGACAAUUGAGAAUGUGGAAAUUGAAUCAGAUCCUAUUUUGGUUUUGUUGGAAGGACUGCCACAUUUCAUUAAGCAGCCCCAGGGGUUGAAUGUUACCCGAAAUGAACCAUUCAAUCUCACAUGUCAUGCUGUGGGGCCUCCUGAGCCUGUUGAGAUUCGCUGGCAUUGGAACAGCAACCAAAUCCCAAAGAAAACUGACAUUUCUCCAUCUGUGCUGAGCAUGCCAGGUGAGUUAAAUCCAUUUGUCCUGACACAAAUUUAUUGGGAAUUCUGGGACUAUACCCUAACUACUAGUAAUGCUUUAUCUAGAGGAUGCAACAAACUAUUUGAACUCAGGCUUCCAUCUCCACCUAUGAAGGUUCAUGUUCUGAGUGCAAGAGCCCACACAGUGCUGCUAUCCUGGGUCCCAGGGUUUGAUGGUUAUUCGCCUUUCAAUUCCUGCAGUAUUCUGGUAAAAGAAGUCGAUGCACCAAGUAACACUUCUACGAUGACUUUUAACACUUCUGUACCACCGCAUGAGUAUCUUAUUCAGAGUCUAUCAGCCAUGAAGGAUUACAACAUCAGUGUUUCUUGUAGGAAUGAAGUAGGAUGGUCAAGCCUCAGCCCUUGGAUUAUGGCUAGUACAACUGAAGGAGCUCCAUCUGGUCCCCCUUUGAAUGUCACAAUCUCUAUAAACGAAUCCAGUUCUUCAGUAAUAGUCAAGUGGAUUAAGCCUCCUGCUUCACAGAUGAAUGGUAAACUUCAGAGCUACAGGAUCUCUCAUGUGUGGCAAACAUCAGAACGAUCUAAGAAUCACUCUUUUUCUACCAGUAAAGAUACGAAUGUCAUUCAUAUUCCAUUUAUGACCACAAAUGUCACCUGCAUAGUGCAAGUAGCUGCUGUCACUAAUGGUGGAGUUGGGCCUUUCAGCGACCCUGUAGCAAUGUUCAUUCCAAGCAAUGGUUUGAUAUCUGUUGCACCUUCUACAACACUAGAAUCUAGAAAUACAGAUUCACUUACAAUAGUCCUUGGAUUUAUAUGUGGAGUUGUCAUCAUUGGGCUAAUCCUGUACAUAUCUGUGAUUAUCAGGAAAAAAAUUACAGAGGAGACCAAAUUUGGGUAUGCUUUUAGCAGACAAGAGACAGAACUGGCUGUAAAUUACAGAGUCAAGAAAUCUUAUGGCCGCAGAACUGUGGAACUGACAUUGGGUAGCCUAGGAGUAAGUGAAGAACUUCAGGAAAAACUCCAGGAUGUUAUGAUUGUCCGGAACAACUUGGCCCUAGGAAAAAUCUUGGGAGAAGGGGAAUUUGGAUCAGUCGUGGAAGGGAGUCUCAGUGAUCCUGAUGGAACCACUCAAAAAGUUGCUGUGAAAACAAUGAAAUUGGACAGCUUUUCCCAACGAGAGAUUGAAGAGUUCCUCAGAGAAGCAGCUUGUAUGAAAGAUUUUGAUCACCCAAAUGUCAUCAAACUUCUUGGUGUAUGCAUAGAACCCAGUACUCAGCAGAUUCCAAAGCCCAUGGUGAUUCUUCCAUUUAUGAAAUAUGGAGAUUUGCAUAGCUUUCUUCUUCGGUUAAGGCUUGGAGUGGCUUCCCAGUAUGUUCCACUGCAAAUUUUAUUGAAGUUUAUGAUCCAUAUUGCUCUAGGAAUGGAAUACCUCAGUAGCAAAAAUUUCCUCCACAGGGACCUGGCUGCCCGAAAUUGCAUGUUGCGAGAUGACAUGACAGUGUGUGUAGCAGACUUUGGUUUAUCCAAGAAAAUUUAUAGUGGAGAUUAUUACCGGCAAGGGCGUAUUGCAAAGAUGCCUGUUAAAUGGAUUGCUAUAGAAAGUCUUGCAGAUCGAGUCUACACAACAAAAAGUGAUGUGUGGGCGUUUGGUGUUACAAUGUGGGAGAUAGCAACUCGAGGAAUGACUCCAUACCCAGGAGUGCAGAACCACGAAAUCUAUGAUUACCUACUUCAUGGGCAUAGACUAAAGCAGCCAGAAGGCUGUUUAGAUGAUUUGUUUGAAAUCAUGUAUUCCUGUUGGAGGGCAGAUCCUGUGGAUCGACCAACCUUCUCAGAACUUAAGCUUCACCUGGAGAAAAUAUUGGAAAGCUUACCUGCUCUGAGUGAACCAAGCAGUGUAAUUUAUAUUAACACAAACUUGCAGGAAGAGAAUGCAAAAGAGCUAAUGGAAGAUGACGAGUUUCCUCAAAUAGACACAGUCCUUGAUCCAAAUGAAAUCAUACAAGCUUGUUCCCAGAGUCCAGAGCCUACAGUAGUCACUGUGGAUAUCCACGAAAGCAGUGGAACAGGGUAUAGAUACAUUUUAAGUGGAGUCAAUGAUGAGCACCAGGCCAGUCUGGUAAGAACAGAGGAGGAAAAUAUGUCAUUGCUUCAGCCCACUCACUUGCAGAAUGGAAGGCAAUGGUCUCAAGCCAGCACACUCCCUGUAGGAAGUGCAUUGGCUAAUGAACUGCUCUUUGCAGAUGAUUCUUUGGAGGAGUCUGAAAUUCUACUAUGAAGAAAAACUAGCAUUCUCUAAUGAACUGCAGAUCAGAGACCCUUCUGAGCUAGAAGUGCUCUGGAUAGCAUUGGACGUUCUCAUCACGGAAAGCCAUUCCUGUGUAGCAUGGUCUCUACUCUUUGUGUAGCGGAUAACUUUAGAAGAAACGUUUGUAUCUUUAUAGAAAUUAUAUUUUAAUAAACAAAUGUGGU